Orbicella faveolata is the source of this 1716-nucleotide messenger RNA. Its product is annotated as monoglyceride lipase-like. The record is from RefSeq and is a predicted model, not a curated record. NCBI's taxonomy places the organism in Eukaryota, Metazoa, Cnidaria, Anthozoa, Scleractinia, Merulinidae.
GUCACGCUCUUUGUCCAAGGAAAUUUUAUUAAAUGAUUCGUUAAAACCUAAGAGGGUGGGUACUACGAUUGUACAGUGGACUGACUUGGGGUAAAAAUUAUUUCUAACCCUGGGUGCCCUAGAAUCAGGACGUUUCUCUGUUAGUUACAAGCAUGUAACAGAUCAGUAAUUAACAGCAGUAAAAUGGCUUCCAACGCAAAGGGUUUUGAGUACAUGUAGCUUGAUUAAUCAUUUUCUUAUGCUAUUAGUAGUAGUGCGACAUAAAUUGAGACAUGAACGAGGUUUAAACAAAGUUUAACCUUUUUUCCCUCUUCCCUACCCCCGCUAGGCCAGAAUGAUUUUCCCGCCAAAUAUCCCUGCUCGCAGUUGGUGGGCUUGGUGAUGCAGAUUUGCAUGCGAGCAAAUAAAUGAAUUUUUUUCGCACGCUUCAGUAAUUAGCUCGGCUAGUUGUAUUUGGCUGUGUUACAGAUGUUUUCUUUCCCGAAAGUAGAUUUACCUAGCUUUUGUUGAAACUAAUUGGCCAAGAAAACUAUAAAUGACUAGCCACCAAGCAAUUAAGCUUACUGGCACUGAGGAAGGUUCAUUUAAAAACGCCGAUGGCCUUAAAAUUUUCACAAAAUAUUGGACACCCAGCGAAAAGCCACCGAGGGCAUUGGUGUUCAUCUGUCAUGGCUUUGCAGAGCACUGCUCACGUUAUGAAAAACUAGGAAAGGCUUUGGCAGAUCUAGGCUGCUUAGCCUUUAGCCACGACCACGUUGGCCAUGGCCACAGUGAUGGUGAAAGAGUCCAGGUGUCAGAUUUUGACUUAUAUCUCAGAGAUGUCUUUCAACACAUUGAUCAAGUCACUGCAGACAAUGCUGGAAUACCAAUAUUUAUGUUUGGUCACUCCAUGGGAGGAACAAUUGCCAUUCUCUCUGUCAUGGACAGACCUGAUUUCUUCACUGGUGCAGUCUUUAGUGGACCAAGUGUGACAGUAGAUCCAGAGAUGGUCAGCUCCUGUAAGGUUUUCCUUGGAAAAAUAGCUGCAUGGAUUGCACCCUCGUAUCAGGUUAUACCGCCCAUUGAUCCAUCUCUUAUAACUCAGAAUCCUGAAGAGGUUAAAAAAUAUGUUGAUGAUCCACUAAACUGGCAUGGAGGACUGAAAGCCAAGUGGGCCAAUGCAAUGUUAACUGCUAUGGAUAAAAUUCAGCGCAAAAGUUCUACAAUAAAAGUGCCAUAUUUUCUUGCUUGUGGUAGUGCUGAUCACGUUGUGAAAAAUGAUAGCUCAAAGUACCUGGAUAAGCAUACUCAGAGUAAAGAUCAAACAUUUAAGAUCUAUGAAGGCUGCUAUCAUGAACUACUGAAUGAACUGGAAGAGAGUGCCGAGAUGUUCCUCAAAGAUGUUCUAGAAUGGAUCAAGAAAAGACUACAGCCAUAGGUUAAUUGGUCUGAUAAAAUUAGUACCAAGAUCUGAUAAAAAUAACACAACAGACUUUUUAAUGUCUUAAGAAACAAUUUGUUUAAACCUAUUUCCUAGAGUACUUUAUACCAGCAGUAAGAGGAAAAUUUUACAAAGAAAUGUAAUACAUAUGUAAUGUAAUAUACGUAAGCACUUGCUCUAGAUUAGACUGUCAAUCCACUAAUCUGAUUAGUUCUCUUGCCAUUGUCUAAUUACUUUUAGCAUAUAUAAAUCUACUAGCGUUCUAUCACAGAUGCCAUUCUCUGAUUGGCUAUGCU